CGGGCGGGCAUAGCGCGCGCCAGCAGCACCCGCGGGCUCGCCAGUCCGCCACACGACGUCGGCGGCAGAGCGCCUUCGUGCGACCACCCGGCCCCACCGCGCGCGAUCCAUGCGACCACCGAUCGCGCCAUGAGCGGCGCCCGCCCCCGCAGCGCGCCGCUGCUUCUCGCGUUCGCCGCCGCAUUCUUGCCGCAAGCUAACCAUGUUGCGGGUGCCGGUGGGGGUGGCAUGUUCGGAGACGUCAAUAUAUCAGCUAUUUUGGAUUCGUUUAGUAUAAGUUACGACAAAAGAGUAAGACCAAACUAUGGAGGACCACCCGUGGAAGUGGGGGUUACCAUGUACGUGCUCUCCAUCAGCUCUCUGUCUGAAGUGAAAAUGGAUUUCACGCUGGAUUUUUACUUCAGACAGUUUUGGACGGAUCCAAGAUUAGCAUACAAAAAAAGAACUGGAGUGGAAACCUUAUCGGUGGGUUCUGAAUUCAUUAAAAAUAUAUGGGUGCCUGACACUUUCUUCGUAAACGAAAAGCAAUCGUAUUUCCACAUAGCGACUACUAGCAACGAAUUCAUACGUAUCCACUAUUCGGGUUCCAUUACAAGAAGUAUCAGAUUAACUAUCACAGCAUCAUGCCCUAUGAAUCUUCAAUAUUUUCCAAUGGAUCGGCAGCUUUGCCAUAUAGAAAUCGAGAGUUUCGGCUACACCAUGCGGGACAUCCGAUACAAAUGGAACGAGGGGCCCAAUUCUGUCGGUGUGUCGAGCGAAGUGUCGCUGCCGCAGUUCAAAGUGCUGGGCCAUCGCCAGCGAGCCAUGGAGAUAUCCCUAACCACAGGAAACUAUUCGAGGUUGGCAUGUGAAAUACAGUUCGUUCGUUCCAUGGGAUACUAUCUCAUCCAAAUUUAUAUUCCAUCUGGUUUGAUUGUAAUCAUAUCAUGGGUAUCAUUCUGGUUGAACCGAAACGCAACUCCUGCUCGGGUGGCACUAGGUGUUACCACUGUAUUGACUAUGACUACGCUGAUGUCAUCAACUAAUGCUGCCUUACCCAAAAUAUCUUACGUGAAAUCUAUCGACGUGUAUUUGGGCACCUGUUUCGUCAUGGUCUUCGCAAGUUUAUUAGAAUAUGCUACGGUGGGCUAUAUGGCAAAAAGGAUACAGAUGAGAAAACAAAGAUUUGUUGCUAUACAAAAAAUUGCUUCCGAAAAGAAAAUGCCAGUCGAUUGUCCACCGGUAGGAGAUCCGCAUACGCUAUCAAAGAUGGGAACUAUAGGCCGAUGUCCUCCGGGAAGGCCUUCGGUAAGCUGCUCGGAGGUUCGAUUUAAGGUGCACGAUCCCAAAGCGCAUUCUAAAGGUGGGACUUUGGAAAAUACUAUCAAUGGAGGGAGAGGAGGUGCAGAAGAAGAGAAUCCCGGCCCACCUCCGCAUAUUCUACAUCCUGGAAAGGACAUAAGCAAACUUCUGGGGAUGACUCCUUCAGACAUCGACAAGUAUUCUCGCAUCGUGUUCCCCGUUUGCUUCGUAUGCUUCAACUUGAUGUAUUGGAUCAUUUACCUGCACGUGUCCGACGUCGUGGCUGAUGAUCUGGUUCUUCUGGAAGAAGAUAAAUAGAGGGUCUAUUGUGAAAUCCACUCAUUUUCCCAAACGAUUUUGGUCAAAUAAUAAUUUGAAACAUUACGUCAGAUUUCGUACGUAGACGCUAGAUAACAUUCACAACUAAAUUAGAAAUAAAGGUAAACGUAGGUCUUGUGAAAAUAUAAACCUAAUCUACACGAAAUAAUUUUGUAGAUACGAACCGUAAUUAUUAGACUUUAAAAUUAUAUAAAUACUAAAUAUUAUAUAAAGUAACUUUACAGUUGUAAAUAUUUAGAAUUUGAAAGUUACGAAUAAAUUAUGAUUUAGUGUAAGUCUCAAAUCUCUUUUCUUGUGAGUCUGAGGUAGAAACUAAAACGACUGAGAUUUAAUGAUGUAGUAGUCGUAAAUACAUACAUUGCCAUUUAUUUUAUACGAAAUCGGAUUUAUGUAGGAAAUACGUUUUGACAUCAGGACGACCGUUAAAUAAGUUCGGGUGAACAAAACUCUGUAGUAUAUUUAAUUCGCAGUCACUUUCUACGAAGUAAGAAUUUAGGAUUGGAAAAUUAGUUAAAGUUUCUUUUAGUAACUUUAAACGAAAUCAUGUGAUAAUGUUUUUUUUUACCAAUAAGAACUGUGACUACUAAAGUAAAUAAAGCAGUUUUAUUUAGUUCUUAGCUCAAGUAACACAAACAGCAAAGUUUCAAAUUAUUAUUAAUGGACUGGUGAAAUUAGUGGAAACAAAUAGAUAAUAUAAACACUAAACUCUGAUGCUCAACUUAUUUUGCUUGAUUGAACAUUAGUUUCAGUAGACUUUCAUAUUGUCCAAAGUAGGUAACUGAUUUCUUUAUUUUUAAUGUGUCUUGCUACUGCGACCAACAAAUUUUGAAUAACAUCAAUGCGAAUGAUCGCUGUGGCGAUAUCAUUUACAGCGUCAUAAAUCGAAUCACCGAUUUUACAAAACCGCAACCCACGUUGCUGCAAAAUAUCUAUACUUAAAACUAUCAUGCCGGCAUUUAUGAACUUUACAUCAGUGUCCUUAUCAUGCUUCAUAAGGAAUGAAAAGGACAGACUGAUGUCAAGUUUACAAAUAGCAAACACGAAUAGCCAAGUAUUAAGUAAGUGCCGGCGUCAAGCGAAGCGCGCCGCUAUGUCUUAAAUCAAAAAAUAUCACUAGUUUUAAUUUGUGUAACCACGUAGAUAUUGAUGAAAAUAAAGAAGAAAAGUCAUUUACUUUCUUUCUUGGAGCAACGUGCAUUAUAGUUUUGUAAAGUUGACCGUUUGAUGUGUAGGAUAAGCCAGGAGAUUUGCCCAGGUGGGAGAGUUGAUCCAGUUGAUCUUUCAAAUUGUAUUUAAAUUUAGUGCAAACAAACCGUCAAUUAGGUCAUUGGUCACAUAUGCUGGACUGUUUUAUAGAAAUUUGUUUGUCGCAGUGUUAUGAUACACUUGUUUACUUUUUCAAAUUCUAUUGUUAUGAUUAUAUUUGUAGGUAUUUUAAUUUUUUACUAGUUUAGCAACGAAGAGUUUCAAUUAACCCUGGACAGUCAUACGUAUGAUUAAUCUGUUACGUAUAUAAUUUUAAGUACUAAUAUAGUUAAAUGUGAAAAAUUGUCCUGGGCAAUUGAUUUUGCUUCAAUUAAGUAAUUGCAUGCUGAAUUAUCAACAUUAUUGGUUAAACCAAUGUAUUUAUACCUGUUCAUAAAAAAAUAUGUAAAUGUAUCUCAGUAGCAAUAAUAGCCAUGCUAAGUGAACCUAAAUGGUGUUCUGGGUUUACGCAUAAUGGAGUUGAUCUUCCAUACAUUGCUACCAAUCCGUUUAGUUCAUAAACUUGUUUGGUUUUUAUGGCCCCAACCUCGAUCUCAUUAGUGGCAUGCAUGCGCGAAUAAUAAAUACAAAUUAUCCAGCAUGUACUCUACCCAAAAAAUCACAUAUUAAUUCAAAUAGUAAUACAGCUUCCACCCACAGUCUUUGCUAUUUGCGUGCAAAACGGGUUUUAUUGCCAUUUCAAUUCUGAUAUCCAGCAUUUGAAUUGCUAUCAUUUUCGAUUGUGUAAAAAAUACUAAGUUAAUGUCGUGUUUGUUCCAUCGUGAAUACAGAGUCUGUGGUAUGUAUCAUACAUUGUAGUAACCUAAGUCUUACACGCACCUGGUUUGUGUAACUUUCUAAUUUGAAAUUUAUUAUAAGAUGCCACCAAACUUGGUUUUAUAGAAUAAUAUAAAACAAGGUAAAUCGACCAUUGUACUUUUAGUAGACUUGAGCGUCGACAUUGUGGGACUGUGUGUAAGACAUAAAUAAUUCUCAAGAGUUAAAUGAGCUGUGUUGGUUGCGUUAGUGAAGACUUCAUUUUAAUUUCAGACAUUAUAGUAGAUGUGCCCGAUAUCUUAGCUUUGUAGCUUAUUCUAUGUGCAUCAUGUUUGCAUAUACCUAAUUAUAUGAUAGUAAGUAGACAAACGAUAUUAUUGUUUGAGUACCUAGUCGAUGAUUAAAUUACUUACAUUACUCUUGAUCUGUGAAGGACGAAGCAAGUCAACACUUUCAUAUCAAAACGGACUUUGCUUUUUUAUUAUCUCAGUUCAAUUUAACAUAUUAAAUACUAUUUAAUAACGCUAAGGUGUCACCAUAUCGGUGAAAUUAAUAAGUACCUUUAAAAUAAAUGAUAAAAGAUGCUGCUAUUUCACUAAUGUUGGAUUAAAUACAAACAAUACACGCUUUUCGUUGAAAACAAAAGAACAUCGUAAGAUAAUCCUAGUGAAUAAUUUAUUGUUAAUAAAGAACAAGAUAUAAUUAAUAAACGUCUCGACUAUAUCCAUAACUCAUUACCCCUUUCCGAACAUUCGCUAUUUUUCCAUUACAUAAUCAAUCCGCACUUUACAACAUGCAAUGCUUUUAACAUUAGAAUUUAAUAAAGCUUGCCUGCUCGUAUUUUCUACUAGUGCCCCCCUAGCAGUGACAAGCCUUGAGCAUUGGACUGGUUGUCGAAGCGGGGAGCUUGUUGAGACAACCUUAUCGUAUACCUGGAAAUUUCAGUGAUACGAUCGGAUUUUGUUGAUAAACUUACCCUCUGUGACAACUGCUGCGUGCCCUCGAAUAUCUGACAAGCAGGGCUCCUAUCUUCAGCUACGACGACUGAUGUGAAUAUAUAAAAAACAAACAUUGAACUUCACGAAAAUGUACAAAUUACAGAAUUGCCUGUUGAAUGUUAUAAUUGAUAGAGAUUUUAAUACUGAAUGAAACUAGUUUAGAUCCCACCACUGCCUCAUUAUAACGCGAACGUUAUAUGUAAUUAUGCAAUUUGUUGUAUUUUUGCGAUAUAACAGAUAUUUUUAGAAUAUAAUAGAUUACAGUCGAACAGAGGCCGAAAGGCAUUAUGUCACUGAGAAAAACAAAUGAAUAUUUGAAGUUACACCUAGAAAUAUGUACAAGGCAUUUUAUAAUAUGUAUUAACUGAUGAAUAUAUGAAUAAUAAAUGUAUGUUGUGUAGAGAUAUAGAUUUAUUAACAAUUAUUAACACACCGGGCGAGACACUACGAUAAAACACCAAAUGGAAAUCAUAAUGUUCAAAUUCAUAAAUCAGAACGCUAGAAUACAUUAAUGAUGCGCUUAUAUAAGUGAUUAAUAAUAUUAUAGGUGAGAUAUUUUAAUAUAAAUUUCGCCAAUAUUUUUUACUUGAUUGUCUGAAAAAGAGAAUAAAAAAAUAAGCAAUGUUUUAUACAUAAUAUACAUUUGUCGUUUAGUGGGAAUAAAAAUAGUUAUUAAUUUCGUUAUUUUUUAAGUCAAUUUAUGAGAUAACCGAGUAUUGUAAAAAAUAAGUAAUACUUGCUAAGGCAUAUUUACUGAAACGUUUAAAAACCAACAGGAGAUAUCUGAUUGGUAGGUUAUAAAUAAAUGUAAGUAGCAAUGUAAAUUAUAGCCGUUAAAUGAAAAUGUACAUUUUAGAAUAUUAUAAAGUAUAUAUGUAUUAUGAAGCGCAUUCAGACAUAAAGGCACUGUGUAAUCCGUGUAAUCACAUUUUUAUUGCAAUUUAAAUUUAUUAAAUUAUUUGCUAGAUUUAAUAUUAGAUUAAGAACUAGGUUUCGCUGCUAGUGUGUGAGAAAGUUUAAAGUAGGUAUCAAAGAAGUGUGACUUAGCUUACAGCUUCGUCUUUCCGAAACGAAAUUCUAAAAAAAUAUCUAGUGAUUAGUUACUUAGAACGAGGAAUAUAGAUAUAAGCAAUUAUUAUUAUUGUCGUGACUAGUUUUAAAGUAGGGUUGAGUUGGGAUUGGAUCGUACUUAAAUAUUAUUAUAAGGAUAAAGAACAUUGGCAAUGUAAAUUGUCUCCCUUUGACUAAUAUAGGUUUAUUUGUAUAUUAUGCUGGAUUACGUAUUGAUUUGUUACUCAUAUAAAUAUUAUAAAUCAAUGUGAUUUCUUAGUGCGUAAACUCUAAUGUGUUAUUAAUUAUUGUUAGAUACGUUUUCUCUAUUUUAUUGUUGUUUCGUAUUGAUAUUUUAUUUGUGUCUGAGACAACUACAGUGAAGUGAAGAUAAAAGGAAUGUAAAACAAUAGUGAUAUUUAGCCUUUUACAUUUUAACGAAACACGGAAUACAAAUAUAUUAAUAUUUAAUUACUCAGAACGGUCACAACAAAAACGACUGCCAUUAUCAUUAACUUUUAAAGGCUAUUUGCUUUGAGCACGUUAACAGAUUUUUACAUAAUGGACUUUUUUGUGAUGUAGGGUAACCAACUCUUUAUAAUUUGAGUCGAUUUUUGAGGACUUUCAAUAAGUAAAACCUAUUCGGGUCAAAUCAUAAUUGAUUCAAUAUGAUUUAAUAUUUUGGUCCCUUAUAAUGACAUUAUUAUAUAUUGUUAUAAUGAAAGAUCUCAAAUAAUCUUUGCUUCUAUGUUAUUUAAGAACGUAUUACGCUUAAAAAGUUGUUUAUUUAAUACCUUAGCUGUACUACAAGAAAACAUUCCAAAAUAUUAACUUUUGGUAUAAUUUUAUAUAGUUAAAAAUAUGUAUUAUAUUUCCUCAUUAUGAAAGUCUUAAACAACAUUUAAUACUUUAUACAACAAUAGGCUUAACUGUUUCAGCGGAAAUGUAAAACAAUUAAUACAAAAUAGGCGCAGAACAAAAUAAGCCAUUUAUUUAUCAUAUUAACCUGAAAACAAAAUUGUAUUCCUCAUAAUAAUUCCUUCAUAAGUUGAGUUUCAUUUUCAUUUCAUCAAUGAGGUAUAUAAGCUUGAUAUUGACGAUAUUAUUUUCUUCAAACAUAAGAAAUUAAGUAUUUAACUAAGAUUCAAAUACCCAAUCUAAUUUAGUUUAUUUUUUAAUUAAAUAACACUUUAAAGGCUACCAUUUAUAAAAGUGACGAAAAUGAGAUAGUAUAGUAGAAGUAAUUUAAAAGCAGUAAUAUUAAGUUUCCUUUUCCUUAAACUUACCGUAAGUAUUACCAAUAAGUUCUCCAAAUAUUAAAUAAUAUUAUUUAUAAUUAAAUAAUAUUAAAAAUUCCACCCUAUGACAUGUUUACGUUAAAAGUAGAAAAAAUAUAGUUCGUAGAUUUAAUACCGUUUCCCAUUUUAAUUCUAUCACCUAUUAAAUUAAUCAACAGAACUAAAUAAAUUAACCUCCACCUUUGAUUCAAUUUAUAUUGAUUAAUAUCUACGGAUGUCGUUAGCUCUAGAUGUCGUUUUAAUGGCUCAUCCUUGUGAAAUUCAAUACUAUAUAAAUAAAUCUUGAUAACCACCACCCACUAUAAGUAAGUUCUAUGCACGUUAUCUUCAUAGACGGUAGAUUUUAUAAGAAAACUAAUUCGCUCAAGUUAUCGUUAUCAAUAAUGAUUACGUAUUUUAUCGAUCAAGAAAAUGUGGAGUUGAUAUUAUGCUUAAUAACACCAGCAUUGUAUAUUAAAUAUAUACCUGAUAUUUAUAUACAUUAUAGGAGGUUAAAGUAGAGCUUUUUUGCAACAAAUCAGCUGAAAGUAAGUUUUUUUCGAGAUUAUUUUUUAUUUUUUUACGCUUUGUGAAUAGUCAGUUGAUUUGUUAAUAAAAAAUAAACAUAAAGUGGAUGUACUUACGUAUGACUCGUAUACACUCUGUUUUACUACGAGUUCGCUUAGAGUUGGUCGUUCCCACCCUCCCCGCCUCACCGCACCACACUCCUAGACAGACUUUAUUAGUCGAUCCUAUUGGUCGACGGUACCGAUUAAUGUGCCUGUGAUUGGCCUGUGACAUAUUUUGUAACGGUCAUCGACGGCCAACUCCAAGUGAACGGGUAGUAUUGAGAUUCAGUACCCUUAACUGCGUUCAUCUGUAACUUGAGUUUUGAAAACUACAAAGAAACAAAGUAUUAUGAUCGGUUUUCUUAUUUGUUGUAACGAGCUAUUAUCUAACCACUUAUAAAGAUUGCGUCGAAUUGAUGGUCACCCUGUCAUGUAGUAGACUAGUUACAGGGAUACCUUUGUUAUUAUUUAGUAGAUUUUUUUAUUUAUGUAUAUACAUAACAGGAUGGAGAAGAUCAUCAAAUCAAAGUAAUUGCACUGAAGGCGUGAUGUUUUCAGUUAGAACUUAGAACAGUUAAAGUGUAGGUUCAGUAAUGUUACUAAACAGCAUUAUCACUAUACCUUCUUGCUAAAAUUUAUAAUAAUUUUGGUAAGAUAAUUAAAGUAGAAAUGACGGUAUAAGUAACUAAAUGAAACUAACAAUGAUGAAGCAAUAUUCCUUAGCACAAAUUGUCAUAAUAAAUUGAAACCAAUAAACAUGAAAUACGCUUUAUACAUAAGUAGUGUAAGCAUAUUAAAUCGAUGUGUUUUCAAAUCGCAAAUAAUUUAAUAAUUAUUAUAAAAAAAA
Molecule: messenger RNA, 8383 nt
Organism: Chilo suppressalis (striped riceborer)
Lineage: Eukaryota; Metazoa; Arthropoda; Insecta; Lepidoptera; Crambidae
Source: the annotation of a GenBank genome assembly